Messenger RNA from Leptidea sinapis, 2698 nucleotides. It is a transcript of the gene pio, whose product is annotated as cuticlin-4. Bases 406 to 1647 code for a protein of 413 amino acids. Lineage: Eukaryota; Metazoa; Arthropoda; Insecta; Lepidoptera; Pieridae. The record is from RefSeq and is a predicted model, not a curated record. The transcript has 11 exons.
CACGCUGCAGACGCAAGCCGAGCGGUCGCCAUGCGAGUAACGACCACAAACGAAAACGAACAUUCCAAAAACAAAAAAUAAUAUCGACUCUGACACCUGUCAAAGCAUUUAAAAAAAUACUCGGGCCGAAAAGAAAAAGUUCAAUCAUACAGCCAGUCCAAGGAUGUGAACUUUUGUUACAAUUCAGUGAACGGAAAUGUGGCUUUUAAUUCAGAAGCAAUAAGUUCGAGUGUUGUGUGGAUUGCGUGAAGGCUAUCUUGUGAAGUUUUGUUUUUAAAAUAAGUUCGAAAAGGUUGACACAUAUGGGAUGGAAGGCUGUGUGAAGGCGGAGGCAGCCUUCGUUUCAUAAGCGGCUAUUAAUAAUUAUAUAGCUCCUUAAACGGUGGCUUCUUUUAAGACUGAAUCAUGUGGAGUACUUUACUGGUUGCGGCGUUUUUCGUGACUGCGAGGUCCAAACAGCUUCCCUCCACGACAGAAAUAUCAACUACAGCAGUAUCCUCGAUAACAGAUCAAGAUUCAGAAUGGUCGGCCGACCUCGCACCCUUGGACACUUUGGCGAUCGCAUGCGAAAAGGACAACAUGCAUGUCACCAUCUCACUCGCACAGAAUCACGCAAAUAGUGUAUACGACACCUUCAACGGCAUAGUGUACCCUGCUGGUUUGGGUAGCAACUCUUCAUGUCUUCGGGAGUAUGUGUCAGCUCGAGGUGAUCUCCAGUACACAGUCCCCCUCAAGGGCUGCAAUACCAUGUCCACUGAUCACGAGGACGGUACAGUAGAGUACUACAACAAUAUAAUAGUACAGCCACAUCUUCGCUUGGUGACUGGUCAAGGAAGAGGUUACCACGUCAGGUGUCGCUACAGGAGACGAGAUCUGACCCUGUACAACUUGCACAAACCUCACGCAGACCGACUCACCAAUGUUAAGGAUGAUUAUGAUACUGAUGAAUUCGACGAAGAAUCUGGUCUGCUUCCAUCAGUUACGAUGAAAAUAUACAAGGGAAAACCUGAGGAAAAACAGGUGGCUUCAAACGUUCGUAUCGGCGACACACUGACACUGGUAGUGUCGUUGGAGAAGCAGCGACAGUUUGGUGUUCUGGUCUCCGAGUGCUCCGUGAAGGAUGGCCUGGGCUGGGCUGAACAGAGUUUGAUAGCUGAUGAUGGGUGUCCAUUAGAUGGUGAAAUAAUGGGACUGUUCCAGUACAGCACAGAUAAGCAAGAAGCACAAGUUUCGUUCCCAGCGCAUAAGUUCCCUUACACCGCCAGCGUUUACUACACUUGCGAAGUAAAACUCUGCGAUUUGAAUCAUCCAACAGACUGCGAACCCUGCUCCCAUAAGCGAGUGCGCAGGCAGUUGGAUGAGGGCUCACCAGCUACCGUGGAGGUGUUCUCCGGUCUAUAUGUCAACGAGGCUGACUCGCUUGACAACGAUGAAGUCACCAGCGAGAAGAAAGAAGAUGAAAUCUGCAUUUCGCAUCGCAACUUCGCCAUCGGUAUCUGCGUAGCUGGAAUCAUAUUGAUGAUAUGCGUCAUAGCUGCAAUAGGAUUCAUUUUAGCAAAGAGAAGGAACCCUAAAACGUACUCCAGGACAGGCAGUUCUUUAUACAGUGGCCCCUACACAAACACGGGUUACUCUCAUACAAGCUAAAGUCGAUCAUUAAAUACUUCAUGCGUAGCAUGUCGUUUGUAAUAAGUUAUUGUACUUUCGCCAUUUAAUCAAACUAAUUCUUAAUAGUACCAAUAGAUGGCGCUAUUCAGCACACUUUUGAUCUAUAGUAGUGAUUAUAGACAACGAAUUAAUAAAUUACAAUAAUUAUUUUAACGUUGUGUUUGAUAAAAAACGUUUCAGUCAUUUUGUAAGUUAGUUUUAUUUAAUUUUAGGCUCUAUACCAUGAAAAUUUAAAUCGAUUGUGAUAAUAUUGCAUUCCGUCCAGUAGUUUUAAGUGAUUAUAAAAGGUUGCCUAACAGGACGUAAAUAUAUUAGAAUAGAUGCCAUAAUAAUUGGCUAUAACUUACUAUGCUCAGAUUAAUUCUCUAGGGGAAAGAGAUCUUAGUCAAAAUGCAAUAUUUUAAUGAAGCUUUAUUUAAAUAUUUUAUUUAUGCUUUAUCACUAUGAUUUGUAUUUACUUUAAACGGUGCAUGGUGGUGGGAAAAUACGUUUAAUAUAUGUGAAAUUCAAUAUGAAAUGGAACUCCUCAGUCUUUCUACAAGAAUUGUUUGUCCAUGUAUGUCAUAUAUUUGUUCAAUAGAUGGCACUAUUAUCCAAAACAUAUAUUUGAUUGUAUAUUUUAUAUAAUAUGACUACUAAUAAUGUAGUUUAACGCUUUUUUACAGAAAUAUUUAUCAAAUUAGAGUCUUAAGUUUGAGACACAAGUCAAUUGUGAUUUUAAUAAAACACGUCAUGUAUGAGCUGUGGGUGUUCAAUAUUUCAAAGUUGACAGCUGUCAAACCUGUCAACAGUGUUACUAGAUGCCAUAAAUAUAAACUAUUAACUAAGAUCGCAAUAAGUAUCCGUCCAUAUAGGUGCUAUAUUUAAUUGUGCUUGCUUUGCUUUAGUUGUUACAACGAAUACUGAUAUGUGUUUCAUAAUUACUUCAUUGUAUUUAACAUGUAAUUUCACAACAAUGGGGUUCUGGAACGAUAUCAGCAAGGUGUGUAUACGAAUUUUUUUAACAAAUAAACUGACUUGAAAAACAAAA